AAUUAUAUUAAACAUUUUGUAUAAAAGCCUUAAUUUAAGUAAAACAGCAACUGUAACGCCUGCAAAAGAACACGUGCCGCUAUUGACCCGAUCGAAAAGCCAGCUGCAAACACCAAGAACCAAAACAAACGCAGCAAAGAGAAGAGAGAGGGAAGAAAAGAGAGGCAAGCAAGCUGUAUUUGUUAUAAUUGUUCAUGUAGUCGAAAAACAGACGUUCAUCGAGCUAAAGUUAUUAAUGUAUUGGAGCAGCGUCAGCGCCAGAUAAAGAUACUCAACGUUAAUAUUGAUAAGCCAAAACAACAACAACAAUAACAAACAGCCAGUCAGCCAGUUAUCAAAGAUGGGACAGACGCUGUCGGAGCCGGUGACCGCCAAGGAGUCAUCAUAUUGCCAGAAUCAACAGUAUCGCGUUGGCAGCAGCUGCAUGCAGGGAUGGCGCAUCAACAUGGAGGAUUCACACACACACAUACUCUCGCUGCCGGAUGAUCCGACAGCGGCAUUCUUUGCCGUCUAUGAUGGACAUGGCGGUGCCACAGUCGCCCAAUAUGCGGGCAAGCAUUUACACAAGUUCGUUCUCAAGCGGCCCGAAUACAAUGCCAACGACAUUGCCAAGGCCCUCAAGCAGGCAUUUCUCGAUAUUGAUUAUGAAAUGUUGCACAAUGAGUCAUGGGGCGAACAAAUGGCUGGAUCAACGGCUGUCGUUGUGCUCGUCAAGGAUAAUAUGCUUUAUUGUGCCAAUGCCGGCGAUUCGCGGGCUAUUGCCAGUGUCAAUGGACAACUGGAGACACUAUCCGUUGAUCACAAGCCAAACAAUGAGUCCGAGUCCAAACGCAUCAUCGAGGGCGGCGGCUGGGUGGAAUUUAAUCGUGUUAAUGGCAAUCUUGCCCUCUCCCGUGCACUUGGCGACUUUGUGUUCAAGCGUGCAAACAAAAAGCCGGAAGACCAAAUAGUCACAGCCUAUCCGGAUGUGGAGACGCGUCAGGUGAUGCAGGAUUGGGAAUUUAUAUUACUGGCAUGCGAUGGCAUCUGGGAUGUGAUGAGCAAUGAGGAAGUAUUGCAAUUCUGUCGUACACGCAUUGGUCUUGGCAUGCAGCCGGAGGAGAUCUGUGAAGAGCUGAUGAAUCAUUGUCUGGCGCCGGAUUGCCAGAUGGGCGGUCUGGGUGGUGACAACAUGACCGUCGUUUUGGUUUGCCUGCUCCAUGAUAAGCCCUACAGUGAUUUGGUUCAACGUUGUGCGAGUACGAGCAAAUCAUCAUGUCCAGAUGCGGAUGCAGAUGCGGAUACAGUAACAACAGCACCAGCUCCAGCUCCAGUUCCAGGUUCAGAACCAGCGACAGCACCAACUGUAGCGGAAGUAACGCCUGUAACCACGGAACCUUAAACCAAUCCCAAACGAUGUUAAACCGGCAAAACAAAUUCGCUGCUGGCAGCAUACAAAAGUCUGUUCCCAAUUACGAUUCCGUUUGAUAUUUCCAACAACUACAAUUAAUGUCACUUUAAUUUAACCUUUUUACGCAAGAAACUUGCUGCCAGUACUCUAGACUGGAAUUCAAUUUGUUUUAUGUUAAUUCUCAAAUGAAAUCGUAAUUCAGAAUGGUCUUGAUUUUCUAGAGCGCCUUACAAUGCCAUUCAAGGUGAAAAUGAAAUGUGUACUUAACGCGCCUGUUUUCGCUUAAGUUUACAACACAUACUCGUACAAUCCUUACCAAUUUGUUUUCUAUCCCUUCCCCAAUCAUCAUUAAGAGUGUAAUCCUCCCGAUAGAACCUAAAAACAUUGUUUGUUCUGUCACAAAAAAAAAAUUGUAUUAAUCGUUUAGUAUUUAUAUAUUGUACCUAUACUUUGACCUAUUGAGAGUUUUUUGGGAUUGGUCUUUUAAAUGUCAGCAAAAAAAGAAAAACAAAAUUUUUAGAAGAAAGUGUUGAGAGUAAUUGUAAUAAUAAUAAAGUAAAAGUGUUUUUGUAGUGCCCAAAAAAAUCGUUGCAAAUUCCAUUGAGUAUACGGUUUAACUACGGGUUCGAUCCAAAGUAGUCAUGCUAGAGGCCUUUUUACAUCGCAAUAAUAAAUAUAUGAUAUGAUAUGAUAAAA
Drosophila innubila is the source of this 2086-nucleotide messenger RNA. RefSeq names its product probable protein phosphatase 2C T23F11.1. The record is from RefSeq and is a predicted model, not a curated record. The transcript has 4 exons. Bases 341 to 1381 code for a protein of 346 amino acids. Gene Ontology annotation, biological process: protein dephosphorylation. NCBI's taxonomy places the organism in Eukaryota, Metazoa, Arthropoda, Insecta, Diptera, Drosophilidae. Gene Ontology annotation, molecular function: cation binding; protein serine/threonine phosphatase activity.